This is a messenger RNA of Halteromyces radiatus, 685 nucleotides long. RefSeq lists its product as uncharacterized. The transcript is spliced from 4 exons. The annotation marks the transcript as partial. The record is from RefSeq and is a predicted model, not a curated record. Lineage: Eukaryota; Fungi; Mucoromycota; Mucoromycetes; Mucorales; Cunninghamellaceae.
UUUUUUUUCUUAUUUUUUUAAAUUUUCUUUUUGAUUUUUUCUUUUUUCUUUUUAUUAUAAAAUCUUCAUAUUGUGUAUUCAAACACUUAAAACUUGACAAAACAUUUCUUACAUUCUGAUUUUGUUUUGUCUCGAUCAUGAAGAUCAAAAAGACCCCUUCAAAAAAGCUAGCACCUUUGCCUCUACCACUUCGUACUGUGAUCAAACACUUGGAAGAAGAUGCCGAAGCUAACAUACCCAACUUGAUUAAACAACUUGAUAAAUGGAUUUAUCCACGUGGGGAUCUUUUUCAUUGGGUAACAGUACUCAACCGAUUUGAUACUAUUUUACAACGUAUUUGUAAUGAUUACAAACUGGAUACAAUACAAACUAUUCCUUUUGAUCCUUCUAUCAAACAAUUGAUUCUUGCCAUUGCCAACUUUAGUCUUACAUUAUUUGAACAUUGUACCAACAGAAAUAUUUAUAACUCUUAUGAACAUUUGACGGCUUUAUUAAAUACAACUGAUAUUGACGUUUUGGAAACUAUUUUACGAUUCAUGUUAAGACCUGCACAACGCGUCAAUAAUCCAAGAGCUAUUCGAUCAAGUUUUGUUGCUCCUCAAGAUAAAAUUCUGGAAUUAGCUCGUGGUUGGUCUAUCCCUUACCAAGAUUUGGAAUCUUUAUCUAGUAAUCAAUUUACUCCUUC